AAUGCAAUGAACCACUUUUGGAUAAAGCUCAUUUGAGAGCUACGUCGGAGUUACCUGGAAGAGGUCCAUAUAACGCAAGGCUAAAUGGUGGAUGCUAAAGAAUAGCCUGGUUUUUUAGAGACAAGAACUUUUUAAAAAAGCAGUGUUUUAAGAACAGGAAGAAAUAAGAGCUUAACAAACAUUUUACUAAGAAAGUAAUAGAUUAAGUUAUUGGAUAAAGUUUAUUAUAUAAAAAUGUUUCAAAGUAUACGAUGGGCAUUUAAAUGGAUGGAAUGGAAUCCAAGUGAAAAGGAGUUUGCAUAUGCAAUUUCUUGCAUACAGUUAGAAGAGAAAGAAAGAUUAGGAAGAUUUGUAUUUCGUAAGGAUGUUAGGGCUUCUCUUGCAGGUAGAUUAUUGAUGAGAAAAUUUGUUAACGAGUGUGGAAAUAUUCCUUACAAUGAAAUAGUGUUCGCAAGGGAUGAGCACAAUAGGCCCAUUUUAAGUGGAGCUUCUACAAAUUUAAAUUUUAAUGUGUCUCAUCAAGGUGAUUACACAAUAUUAGUGGGGGAAACGAGAAAUGUGAAAUUAGGUGCAGAUGUAAUGAAACUGGAAUAUACUGGUAGUAGAAAAUUAUCCGAGUUCUUUCGGAUAAUGAAUACAAAUUUCACAUCCUCGGAAUGGAGUGAAAUAAAAUCAUCUAUGAACGAUUCGGAACAAAUUGAAAUGUUUUGUAGACAUUGGGCCUUAAAAGAAAGUUAUGUAAAAGCCAUAGGAAUAGGUAUUAGCAUAGAUCUCCGAACGCUUGACUUCAAAACAAAUUCAAGGCUUAAAUGUAACUGUAUUACAACUGAUACAACUUUGAACAUAAAUGGUAUAAAACAGGAAUGGUUAUUUGAAGAAACAUUGUUAGAUUCCAAACAUUGUGUUGCUGUAACAUUACAAGAAAAUAAAAAAGCACCUCGUUCGCGAAAUACUCUCUUCGAAACUAUAAGUAGUGACAAACUUCUUGGAAAUACUAUUCCAUUGUUUUCUGAAGAUGUAAAAUACAUGAAAAAAUAUUUUGAAAAGGAAGAACGUCCACAACGUAUUUGAGAUCUAAUAAACAAGUUGUUUUGUGCAUUGUUAUACAUUUUCACGGGACAACAGUAUUUUUUUACUUAUAACAGAGAUAAGAUGUACAGAUAUAGAAAAAAAAGAUGUACAGAUAUAACUAUAUAAAUUUAAGUCAGUAGGUGUAAUAAAUUUAUAAGAAACA
Megalopta genalis is the source of this 1234-nucleotide messenger RNA. RefSeq names its product L-aminoadipate-semialdehyde dehydrogenase-phosphopantetheinyl transferase. The record is from RefSeq and is a predicted model, not a curated record. Lineage: Eukaryota; Metazoa; Arthropoda; Insecta; Hymenoptera; Halictidae. Gene Ontology annotation, cellular component: cytosol. Gene Ontology annotation, molecular function: magnesium ion binding; holo-[acyl-carrier-protein] synthase activity.